Xenopus laevis (African clawed frog) is the source of this 2353-nucleotide messenger RNA. RefSeq names its product lamina-associated polypeptide 2, isoforms alpha/zeta-like. Bases 832 to 2220 code for a protein of 462 amino acids. The record is from RefSeq and is a predicted model, not a curated record. The transcript has 2 exons. NCBI's taxonomy places the organism in Eukaryota, Metazoa, Chordata, Amphibia, Anura, Pipidae.
CUAAACAGUUAAACCUUUGACUCCUCCUCCUGCUCUGGGCUUCAUCCCCUGCCUCCUCCUACUAACUCCAGUUUCGUUUAGUGUCCUCAGAAGGAGAAGACAUAACUUUUGGUGGCUGGAGCAACUGAUCACAACUACUUGUUAAGAUCACGCCACACUAAGGGGCCAUUGAUACUUUUCAGGUGCCUCUCCAGCUUUACUUCUUUUUUCCUAUGCCCUACAGCCUUCCCGCUCUACGGAGGUCUGCAGGCUUGCUCCUCUCUCCCUGCGCUGCUUCCCGCUCUUCGGAGGCCUGCAGCAGCGCUAUACACCCUACUGGAUGUAUUUUCUAAUACAGAUACAGAUAUAUGUGGUUCAUUCAUAUAUAUUUUUAUUUGUGUUUGUACAGGGAGAAUUUACAAACGGGCUUGGAUUAGCUGGCAUCGGAUGCAGGGAUUCCCGCGCUACCUAGGGGAAGCAGACGGCUCCGGUCCCUUGCCUCAUCCACCUCGCGCUCCUGCUGCACACAGACGGCUCUCACCAGCUUAUUGCUCUCAGGGGGAGUAUCUUCCCUAUCGGAACGCACUCACCUCCACUACACAUAGCGGUCAGGCAAGUAAUGCGUUCUCUCAAUCUCUGCCUGUUCUUUUUAGUGCAUAGGCCAGGACAUAGGUUUCCUUACCUCCUUGUGCCUAUCUUGUCUCUACAGGUUCUCAUACCACAGAGACAACAGCUGCCAUCUACCCUGCUUCGGCGGGGGUCCCCUGCCUCCUUCUUUUAAAUUAAUAAACAAAUUAAAAAAAAAAAAAAAAAAAAAAAAAAAAGAUUUUUUAUUCUCAAGUAAGGAGCAUUAUGGCAGACAAAACGGAAGAGCCCAGGACAUCCAAGUCCUCAGCUCAUACCCGUUCACAUACCCAGGUUUCUUUUCUGGCUUGCACAAAUUGUAAGACAAAAUUCAGUUCGGCCUCGACUGAUUCUGUGUGUGUGGCCUGUAGACCAUCAGAUACCUCGCCACCCCCUCUGGCUAGCACUUCUGAUUCUGAAUUGGUUAAGGCCUUAUCCCUCUCACUUGCAGGCAUCCAACAUCUAGCCCGCAUCCCUGAGACUUUAGACAAGGUACUUGAACGCUUAUCUCAACCUUCCAGGUUAGACGAUCGCCCCACGGGCACCAAACGCCUUGCACCUCCACCCCCUGACUCCCCAGAGGAACAAUUUACCCCCUCUGACGAGGAAGGUCUAGCCCUUUCCGAAGAGGACUCUGACCAGGAACACAUUGAUCCAGAUCUAGACACUCCUAGAACCCAAAAGGAAGUUGAAGGUCUCAUACAGGCGGUCCUCAGUACUCUUAAUAUCGAAGAUACCGUUACUGAAGUGGAACCUGCUAAAAAUAUCUUCAAGAGACACAAGAAGUGCUCCUAUGUGUUCCCAGCAUACGAUCAGCUUGACGAACUCAUCAAAGCCCAAUGGAAACACCCGGACCAUAGAGUGCAGGUUUCAAGGCGAUUCUCACAGACUUAUCCCUUUCCACAAGAGUGCACUGAACUCUGGGCCUCACCCCCGGCAGUAGACCCACCUGUCUCCAGACUAUCCAGAAAUACCACUAUCCCAGUGGCGGACGCUGCAGCUUUCAAAGACCCUAUAGACAAACGACUUGAGGGGUUUUGCACAUCUGCCUUCACUGCAUCGGGUUCAGCCUUUCGACCUAUCUUCGCUAUCGCUUGGGUAGCUAAGGCCAUGGAGGUAUGGGUGGAACAAGCAGCUCAGCUUAUUGGAUCGGAGGAGCCUACUACAGACAACCUCCUUUCCCAGAUCGCGGACGCAACCUCUUAUAUUGGCGAUGCAGCAAUGGAUGCAGCGAAGAUGGUGGCUCGGGCUUCAGCACAAUCUGUGGCCGCCCGGAGGUUCCUGUGGCUAAAAACUUGGUCCGCCGACCUUAUGUCAAAAAGAUCUUUAGUUAGCCUACCUUUUCAGGGCAAACUACUUUUUGGAGCCGAACUUGACAAAAUAAUCUCCCAGGCAACGGGUGGCAAAAGCACCCUUCUUCCACAGACGAGAUCCAAGAGACCACCUUUCAAACGACGCCCAUUUUUUCGUCCCUUUCGGCAGACCCAACGGUCAAAGCCGCAAGCGGAUAAAACCAGCUCCAGCUUUCGUUCCCGCUACCAAAACAAGCAGAGAUCUUCUUGGUCAUCCUCUAAAGCCCCAACAAAGCCUACUCCUGACAAGUCCAAUUCUGCAUGAAGGGGUGCCCACCCCCGAGGGGAUUCCUUUAGGAGGCCGCCUCAAAUCCUUUCGGGAGGUGUGGACCAGAAAAAUACGGGACCAAUGGGUACUUCGGGUCGUCUCACAAGGCCUAUUGAUAGACUUUACCCAA